GUGUUGGACCAACUCGAUCAAUCGCUUAGAAGCGCGGCCGACUCCUAUCGCGGCUUCCUCACGGUAUCUCCGCUGCUCACAGCGUCCUCUCCGCGGCCGACGACCUCGCUCCCGCUCCAGCAACGACGUACCGUCGUCGUGCGUCGCCGUCCGCCGCCGCCGUCGCCCAAUCGCGAGUCGCGAUUCUCGUCACGGCAGUUGCGGAACAGACGAAAAUCUCAGUCACAAACAAAAUUUCAGAUUGGAGACUGAACAAGGGUUAAUUUUGUGCCGAUCCUAUCUCCCGACCUGUCCUUAUCUGUUUGUGCCCUACUAUUAAUUCUCAUCUCGUGCUGAGGAAUCGAACAACCAUGUCGUCUCUGAGGAACGCCAUCCCUCGAAGGACUCACAAAGAGCGUGCUCAGCCCCGAGAAAGAAAGAAGUUUGGGCUUCUCGAGAAACACAAGGAUUAUGUCCUGCGAGCACGGGCAUUCCACCAGAAGGAAGAUACUCUAAGGAGACUAAGAGAUAAGGCAGCUUCUAAAAAUCCAGAUGAGUUCUACUUCAAGAUGGUUAACACACGAAUGGUUGACGGGAUUCAUAGACCCAAGAGCGAAGCUAACAAGUACACACCGGAGCAGCUCAUGCUGAUGAAGACACAAGAUAUUGGAUAUGUUCUUCAGAAAGUUCAAAGUGAAAAGAAGAAAAUUGAAAGAUUAAAUUCUGCUCUUCAUACACUGGAUCAUCAGCCUGAGAACAAGCAUGUGUAUUAUGCCGAGGAUAGGGAAGAAGCCAAAGAAAUACAGUCUAGACAAUUUGAAAAGAGGGAUUCACUUGCUUCUGUAAAGGUUCCAGGUCGUAUAAAAAAGAAAAUAGCUGCAUCUUACAGAGAACUGGAAGCAAGGCAAAAAAGGGUUCAAGACCUGGAAAAGCUCUACUCGGAUAUGGCCUUGCAAAAAGAAUUGCAGAAAUCUGGGAGAAAGCGUAAACUCCGUGAAGAUGAAAUUGUUCAACCGACAACUAGACCCGUGUAUAAAUGGCGUGCGGAACGCAAGCGUUAAAUUAUAUUCAUUGUCGCCACUAAUUUGUUGCUACUCAUCUUUAUGAAACCCCAGUGGUUGGUUGGUUCAAGGAAAUAAAUUGAUCGAUCCAAAGAACAUGUGCAGGUUCAGCUGGAAUUUUCCUUUUUUUUUUUUCUAUUAUGUAACCAGAUAUUUAUGGAAACUAGUCAGUAACAUGAGAUUUAAUGAUCAGAACUUGUCUGUUUAUGUGCAUUACUAUUAAUUAGAUUUUAUCUGAACAUAACUGCUGUCACUUGAGGAAGCAUUAUUACAUUGAAAGCCGAUGAUUAGGGUCCUACAUUGAGGUGGUGUGUUCUAAACUUCUAAUUUUGGUCCUGACCUUGCAUCCAGCUGCCAUUCCCCAGGAAGAGAUUGCAGCACUGAAAACCCAUGGACUUGCAGUCCCUAUUUGGUGAAUAGGAUUGACUCACUGAAAUCAAAUAAAUAUUUUUUCCUUCAAGCUUUUAGUUUUGAAUAAUAAUGUUAAUAAUAAUACUGGAAGAAAUGUCAUCUUAUUCUUCCAUCUUAUCUGCAAGUUCUUCUGUUAGGAAGCAUAAUCUAAAACUAUUACUUCUUCAUGCAUUUACAUGAAAAUAGUUACUUCUCUUAGCUGCAGGAACUUUUCUGCUGUUUAUGAUGACAGUUUUGACUGGAUGGAUAGCUGACUAAGAGUUCCUAAUCUGCAUUCAAGUUACUUGUGCAGUGAAGCAGAUGAGUUAUCUGGUACAAUGAUUGAUAGGGAAAGUGGGAGUGGCUUGGACCUGCAAGUGGAUUCUCCACUCUAGACAACAUCAAAUUGCAUCCAUGUUAUGUCUCCUAUGUGGGUAAUACAUUGAUGCUGAUCUGUUGGAUGAGGAAAAGCUCAAGUGAAAGACCCUCUCAGCUCUUCUCCUUCAAGAUAGCAAAAGGUACAUUGGAAAGAAAGAGAGCCAUCCACUGAAGCCACACACCUUCCAUGUCCAUGGAGAAAAGGAGUAUGUUGGUCACUAAGAAUACAUUAGUCAUCUCAAAGGGGAGGUGGAAGCCUGACUUUGCUAUGUUUCAAAUAACCUACUCAAAUGUUUUCAUUUGUGCUAUUCUGUGCUGAUUUUUCACUC
Molecule: messenger RNA, 2137 nt
Organism: Musa acuminata AAA Group (dessert banana)
Lineage: Eukaryota; Viridiplantae; Streptophyta; Magnoliopsida; Zingiberales; Musaceae
Product: probable U3 small nucleolar RNA-associated protein 11
Exons: 8
Coding region: 351-1040 (229 amino acids)
Biological process (GO): rRNA processing
Cellular component (GO): nucleolus; small-subunit processome
Source: RefSeq, a predicted model, not a curated record